AUGCCGUUGUCCAUCAGCGGCUCCGGCACCCUCAGUUUGGUGUCUCAUGAGGAGCAUGAGGAGCCUGCAGACGAUGGGCCUUCUGCCAUAGACCAUUGCCUGUCAGUGAAGGCCUCCACAUUAACACCCGCUGUCUUUCUUUGUUCCUUUACAGAAAUGUUGGAAUCCAACAAUGUGGUUGCCUUCAAUGGCUUGUCCAACAGCUCCAGUUAUCAUACUUUCCUUCUGGAUGAGGAGCGGAGUAGGCUGUAUGUUGGAGCAAAGGAUCAUAUAUUUUCGUUCAAUUUGGUGAAUAUUAAAGACUUUCAAAAGAUUGUGUGGCCAGUGUCUUAUACUAGGAGAGAUGAAUGCAAAUGGGCGGGGAAAGAUAUCCAGAAAGAAUGUGCUAAUUUCAUCAAGGUCCUUAAGGCUUAUAAUCAGACUCACUUGUACGCCUGUGGAACUGGGGCUUUUCAUCCAAUUUGCACCUAUAUUGAAGUUGGACACCAUCCUGAGGACAACAUUUUUAAACUGCAUGACUCACAUUUUGAAAAUGGUCGUGGGAAGAGUCCUUAUGACCCCAAACUCCUGACAGCUUCUCUUCUAAUAGAUGGCGAGUUAUACUCUGGAACUGCUGCGGAUUUCAUGGGACGAGACUUUGCUAUCUUCAGAACACUAGGCCAUCAUCACCCUAUCAGGACCGAGCAGCAUGACUCCCGGUGGCUCAAUGAUCCUAGAUUCAUCAGUGCCCAUCUUAUCCCAGAGAGUGACAACCCUGAAGAUGACAAAGUAUACUUUUUCUUCCGAGAAAAUGCAAUAGACGGAGAACAUUCUGGAAAAGCUACUCAUGCAAGAAUAGGUCAGAUAUGCAAGAAUGACUUUGGAGGACACAGAAGUCUUGUGAAUAAAUGGACGACGUUUCUGAAAGCACGCCUGAUUUGUUCAGUGCCGGGUCCAAACGGCAUUGACACCCAUUUUGAUGAAUUGCAGGAUGUAUUUCUAAUGAACUCUAAAGAUCCUAAAAAUCCAAUUGUCUACGGAGUGUUUACAACGUCAAGCAACAUAUUCAAGGGAUCUGCUGUGUGUAUGUACAGCAUGAGCGAUGUAAGAAGGGUGUUCCUUGGUCCAUAUGCUCACAGAGACGGUCCCAACUAUCAGUGGGUACCUUAUCAAGGAAGAGUUCCCUACCCACGGCCGGGAACUUGUCCCAGUAAAACAUUUGGUGGAUUCGACUCCACCAAGGACCUUCCUGAUGACGUCAUAACCUUUGCAAGAAGUCAUCCAGCCAUGUACAACCCAGUGUUCCCCAUUAAUAACCGCCCAAUAAUGAUCAAAACAGAUGUUAAUUAUCAGUUCACACAAAUAGUCGUAGACCGAGUGGAUGCAGAAGAUGGCCAGUAUGACGUCAUGUUCAUCGGGACAGAUGUUGGAACUGUUCUUAAAGUGGUUUCCGUCCCCAAGGAGACGUGGCAUGAUUUAGAAGAGGUUCUUCUGGAAGAAAUGACAGUCUUCAGGGAACCAACAACAAUUUCAGCAAUGGAGCUCUCUACUAAACAGCAACAGCUGUACAUUGGUUCAACUGCUGGGGUCGCACAGCUUCCUCUGCAUCGCUGUGACAUUUAUGGCAAAGCCUGUGCAGAAUGCUGCCUUGCCCGGGACCCCUACUGUGCCUGGGAUGGGUCAUCAUGCUCGCGCUAUUUUCCUACUGCAAAGAGACGCACAAGACGACAGGAUAUAAGAAACGGAGAUCCGCUGACGCACUGCUCGGACUUCCAGCAUCACGAUAAUCACCAUGGGCACAGCCUUGAAGAGAGAAUCAUCUAUGGAGUAGAAAAUAGUAGCACGUUCUUGGAAUGCAGUCCAAAGUCCCAGAGAGCAUUGGUAUAUUGGCAGUUUCAGAAGAGAAAUGAAGAUCGAAAAGAAGAGGUCAGAGUGGGUGAUCACAUCAUCAGGACAGAACAAGGGCUCCUGCUCCGAAGUCUGCAAAAGAAGGAUUCAGGCAAUUACCUGUGUCACGCUGUAGAGCACGGAUUCAUGCAAACCCUUCUCAAGGUGACCCUGGAAGUCAUCGACACCGAACAUUUGGAAGAGCUGCUUCAUAAGGAUGAUGACGGAGACGGCUCUAAGACCAAAGAAGUGUCCAACAGCAUGACACCCAGCCAGAAGGUCUGGUACAGAGACUUCAUGCAGCUCCUCAACCACCCCAACCUAAACACGAUGGAUGAGUUCUGUGAACAAGUGUGGAAAAGGGACCGAAAGCACCGCCGGCAGAGGCCAGGGCACUCUCAAGGGAACAGCAACAAGUGGAAGCACAUGCAGGAGAGCAAGAAAGGUAGAAACCGGAGGACCCACGAAUUUGAGAGGGCACCCAGAAGUGUCUGAGCCGCGCUGUCUCCCAAAACCUCAAACAAGUACAAACUUGCUUAGAUAAUAACUGGAAAAAAAAUGCAAUACACAUGAACAUUUUCACGGCACUGUGCGGAUGUUUACAAUGAUGGGAAGUUCAACUGGGUUCCACCGAUUUAAAUUAAGUCCAUGAGGAACUUUCCCAAAAGGCUUUCUUCAGAUUAUCAACACCUGACAGAGAUCUCAGGUGAACCAGCGUAGAUACUCAAGCCAGUGGACUUACUGUUUCUUCUGAGGGUUCUUUUGCUUUCUUCUUUGCCUGAGAAAUUAAAAAAAAAAAAAAGUCACUUGCCGUAUUGCCAUUGAAAGGAGAAAAACUGCAUCAGCAAAGCCAUUUUACUGAAGCGAGGGUUGAAAAUGAACUGCAUGGAUUUAGUACGCAGACGAAUAUUCCAAAACGUGAUUGGAUUCAAGGAUGUUUUGUCUACCAGAGCUAGUGUUUGUAUGUACCAGAGGAGUUAAAUAAGGAAAAUGAAACUGAGUGAAAUAGUCUGUGGAAAUGUAAAAACAGGAACCACCCAUCAUCCAGAAGAGCAAUGGAACACACUGAUCUACUACUGACGUCUUCUUUCA
Psammomys obesus (fat sand rat) is the source of this 2958-nucleotide messenger RNA. RefSeq names its product semaphorin 3A (gene Sema3a). Gene Ontology annotation, biological process: neural crest cell migration; negative chemotaxis; motor neuron axon guidance. The transcript has 17 exons. Gene Ontology annotation, molecular function: semaphorin receptor binding; chemorepellent activity; neuropilin binding. Lineage: Eukaryota; Metazoa; Chordata; Mammalia; Rodentia; Muridae. The record is from RefSeq and is a predicted model, not a curated record. Bases 1 to 2361 code for a protein of 786 amino acids.